UUGUGUCUACUGUGUCAGGCCACUUUUGGGCAGAAAGGAAUUUUCUGUAAACAUUGCUGAGUGCAUGUCUGGAGAUGUCACAUGCAACUGGACGACUUGACAAUGCUGCAGAGCCUGGAACUGCUUUCAUGGAGUUAGCAAGCAGCGUUGAGCUUGAAGGAUGUUUUGGUUCAUACACGUGUUGAACUUUAUUUAAGUGUAGAGAUGCCCUUAUUCAUUGUGGAGAUGAGUUGCAGCCUGAUUGGCUGGCUCUUUCUGUACUUGUUGCUGUGUCAUUUAAAUAGUGAGAGAGAUAACGAGUGGAACUGCAGACUGGUAACUCUGCUCCAUGGCAUCCUGAUAGUAUGUGUGACUGCCUAUAUUGGGUUCAUUGCUGGGCCAUGGCCGUUCACACACCCAGGCACUGAAAACACAUCUCUCCAGAUCCUGGCUCUGGUCCUCAGCCUGGGAUACUUCCUCUUUGAUAUGGCUUGGUGUGUGUACUUCCGUACAGAGGGUCCAGUGAUGCUGGCCCACCACACCAUGAGCAUCCUUGGGAUCCUGCUUGCUCUGGGACUGGGCGAGUCAGGCAUCGAGACCUGUGCCGUUCUCUUCGGCAGUGAGAUUACCAACCCGCUCUUGCAGGCCCGCUGGUUCCUGAAGCGUAUGGGCCUCUAUGAUAGUUUAGCUGGAGAUGUGGUGGACCUGCUCUUCAUUGUUUUGUUUGCCUCGGUGAGGAUCGGUGUUGGGAGCAGAAUGCUGUACUGUGAGUUAACCUCUCCAAAGCCAUCACUAGUCGUGAAAGUAGGUGGGGUGGCUAUUUACUCCCUGUCGUGGAUCUUCAUGGUAGACAUUGCACGCUUUGCCUGCCGCAAAACUCGAACCAAAUACAGGCAAUGGAAAGAACAGUACAAACUGGAUGAUGCCAAUGGACAUGCUACUAAAGUGCAAUAGACCAUUCUGCAUUUGUGCUGCAACAUUUGCAUAACUUGUAUAACUAAAUAUAUAUGUGUAGUAGAUAGACCUUAUUAACACAAAACCAAAACACGGUGCACAAAAAAACAACUAUACAUACACAUACUGUACAAGGCUCAACAGUAAGGAUUUUGGUUAACACUUUACAAUAAGGUUGAUUUGUUAACAUCUGUUAAUGCAUUAGGCAGGGACGGUAAUAGGAUGCGAUCUUUAGUGGGACACUUGCAUGUUUAGGGGGGCAAUGUUGACAGUUUCAAGGUCAGUCUGGCAGAAUCAGAAGAAUCGGUAAAUGUUAAUGAGUUAUAAGUGCUGUAAAAGUUAGUUCAUGUUAACAAAUGUAGUUAACUAAUGUUAACAAAUAAAACCUACCUGUAAAGUGCUACCUAAAAUCUAAAGUGCUUGAUUUUAGUAUUUAGUAUUAUAUUUUAUACUAUAUAUAUAUAUAUAUAUUGUCUGGAUAAAGGUUAUCCAAAAAUACAUUAGUAAUGAAAUGAACACAAAAACAAUUACUUGAAUACACCUCUACUAACAUGAACAUAUUUUUAAUUUCUGAAUUCAAAGUCAUUUGAUAUUUUUUAUUUAUUUUUAUUCUGGCGUCAGAAGUCAAAAUAAAAGUGGUGUAACUGUCCCAAGACAGUAAAAUAAAUAAAAAAAUAAAAAAUAAAUACAUACAUAUAUACAUAAAUGUCUUGUUAAAAGCUGAAAUUCUUGAGAAAAAAUAAAUAAACGUUGGCAAAAGUUGUUUGGAGUAAUCAUUUAUUAUUAUUUCUUAAAGAAAAUUAGCAGAGAAACUACUUUGUUUUAAACAAGUCAGAUUGUUUAACCAACAUGCCAUAGCAAUUCUGCUGUCAUAUGACAAAAAGCCAUAAAACACAGAAAACCUAUUUGGCCCCCAAUGAAUGUGUAUGAAGUUAAAAAACAAAAUCAGACAUUUUUACAUUUUUAAGGCACAUUCUGUUUAAGUCGAAUGGAGAAACACUUUAUGUUUGUGACCCAAAAUCCAUGACAUUUGUAAAAAUUAUAUUUUUAAUUUGUGUACACUCUCCAUGUAUUCAAGGUGCAAGGAGAGUAUUUUAAUACAUUUUACAUGA
Molecule: messenger RNA, 2045 nt
Organism: Myxocyprinus asiaticus (Chinese sucker)
Lineage: Eukaryota; Metazoa; Chordata; Actinopteri; Cypriniformes; Catostomidae
Product: TLC domain-containing protein 5
Exons: 3
Coding region: 205-933 (242 amino acids)
Cellular component (GO): membrane
Source: RefSeq, a predicted model, not a curated record